This is a messenger RNA of Cataglyphis hispanica, 2176 nucleotides long. It is a transcript of the gene Trhn, whose product is annotated as tryptophan 5-hydroxylase 1. The coding region runs from base 122 to 1741 and encodes 539 amino acids. Gene Ontology annotation, biological process: aromatic amino acid metabolic process; serotonin biosynthetic process. Gene Ontology annotation, cellular component: neuron projection. Gene Ontology annotation, molecular function: tryptophan 5-monooxygenase activity; iron ion binding. Lineage: Eukaryota; Metazoa; Arthropoda; Insecta; Hymenoptera; Formicidae. The record is from RefSeq and is a predicted model, not a curated record. The transcript has 12 exons.
AAUCAAAUCGUAUAUAUCGCGCAAGAUAUUAAGAGAUAAAUUUCAUUGAUAAACAAAAUUGACAAGAAAAAUUCUUCCGUUGUCACAUUGUUUUGUAAAUUUUUUUUUUGUGAAAAUCAUUAUGAGUGGAUCAGGGAAAAGUCUUCUCGGGGUGUGGUUAUAUAGAAGAGGCGAGAGUUGGGCUGUCAAAGAAGGAAGUCCGUUACACAAAUCGCGUAAUCUUCCCGUUGAAGAAAGUAAUCAAGCCAACGACAACAAAAAUUCUGUAAUAUUUUCCCUGAAAAAUCAAAUCGGUGGCUUAGCGCGAGCGCUUCAAGUAUUUCAGGAUCUAGGUAUAAACGUCGUGCAUAUCGAAUCGAGAAAGUCUAUGCGCCGCGGCUCCGAAUAUGACAUCCUCGUGGAUGUCGAGUGCGACUCGAAGAGGAUGGAACAGUUGAUGAAAAUGUUGAGCCGCGAAGUAGCGGCUAUCAAUCUUGCCCAUUAUGAGCAAAUCGGAAGUAUACCACGCGCACCUUCUCUCUCGGCCGCGACAAGCUUCGAUUUUAGUGAAGUCGACAUGCCCUGGUUCCCACGAAAGAUAUCGGACCUCGAUCGUGCGCAGAAAGUUCUCAUGUAUGGCUCAGAAUUGGACGCGGACCAUCCCGGUUUCAAAGAUCCCGUGUAUCGUAAGCGUCGCGAGGAGUUCGCCGAGAUCGCCUAUAAUUACAGAUACGGUCAACCGAUACCAAGGGUGCAAUAUACGCUGGAGGAAAUCAGAACCUGGGGGACUGUUUUCCGUGAAUUGCACCAACUCUAUCAAAAACACGCGUGCAAAGAAUAUCUGGAAAAUUGGCCGAAGUUAGUCAAAUAUUGCGGAUACAGAGAAAACAAUAUACCACAACUGCAGGAUGUGAACGUUUUCCUAAAGCGAACAACGGGAUUUCAACUCCGUCCGGUCGCGGGUUAUCUCACACCGCGGGAUUUCCUUGCCGGACUUGCUUUUCGAGUGUUCCACUGCACCCAAUACAUUCGACACUCUUCCGAUCCAUUUUACACGCCGGAACCAGAUUGUUGUCAUGAGCUGCUAGGCCACAUGCCGCUACUUGCUAAUCCAAGUUUUGCGCAAUUUUCUCAAGAACUUGGUCUGGCUUCUCUCGGUGCUUCGGAUGAAGACAUAGAUAAAUUGGCAACUCUAUACUUCUUUACCGUGGAGUUUGGAUUGUGCAAACAGGAUGGUACGUUUCGCGUUUACGGAGCCGGUCUGCUUUCAUCGGUGGCGGAAUUGAGACACGCGGUAUCCGCGCCUGAGAAAACCAUGAGAUUCGAACCGGACGUUACGUGCAAGCAGGAAUGCAUUAUCACUGCGUUUCAGAAUGCGUAUUAUUAUACGGAUAGCAUAGAAGAAGCAAAAGAGAAAAUGCGAGCGUUUGCUAAUCAGAUUCAACGACCAUUUGGGGUGCGCUACAAUCCGUACACCCAGUCAGUGGAAGUGUUGACAGAUGCUCAGAAGAUUACGGCUGUGGUCAGCGAGUUGCGAGGCGAUCUUUGCAUAGUGUCGAACGCCCUGAAAAAAAUCCAUGAACAGGACGAUACCGUCGAUGUCGAGAGGAUAACCAGCCUAUUGACUCACGGCAUCGAUAUUCCGCAGGACAGUUCGCCCUCGGGAAGCGAUGACAGUCCUAAUGUCGAGGAGACUCGUUCCCAAGAAGACCAGCAGUUGCAUUGCGAUGAUAAUAAAGAUGUAGUCGCUAUGGGAAAUUAGGAGAUUGAUGUGUCAUUACUAUAAUUGCAUGCUCUUUAAAUUUUUGAAAAUGUUUGAAGAAUCGACAAAAAUUCAGAGACUAAUAUAACUUUGCUAUCUCAUAGAAAAUUAAUGUAAUUAUUUUGAAGAGUUAAUCGAUACACAAGGUCAAAAGAGGCUACAUAAAAUAGAAUAGAUGAGAAUGAAUUUAUUAGUUUACCCAUCUAACUUUAGAGAAUACUUUAGAGUAAAAAAUCAGAUUAAAUUAAUAAUAUAUAUACAAUAUGUGAAAUGAAACAUAUGAAUAAUGAGAUGAAACAAGAAUUUUUUUCUUUCAAUAAACAGAGGAAAAUCGUAUAAAUGCAAAAAUUAAUGGAAUUAAGAGUCUAAGAAUUAAUUAAAAUUUUGAUUCAUCAAUAUACUGUUUCGAUCUUGAUCCCAUUUCUGUUAAAUGUA